CGCUGAAACAUGACUCGUGCGAUUUCCGUUGCCAUUUUCCUUGUCUUCCUGUCCUUGGCUACCGCCGUCGACUUCACAACGGUCUACGAGUGGCCGGAAGUAAUGGCUUACUAUUGGCCGCCAUCCGAGGCGGUCAGGAAAGAGGCCCUGGUACACAGAUCUUUCAAACCAGACGAAAUCCAGCCUAAUUACAUGGCUGUGUACGGCCAUAGGAUUUUCCUCAGCUUGUACAAUUCUAAAGACACUCACCUUCCGGCGAGUCUGGUGUAUUUGCCGACAAGCAGCGCCAAUCUUGGCACCAGCCCGAAGCUCUCUGCAUACCCAUCCUGGAUCCAUCACAGAAUGGGCGAUUGCCGCAGUACAAUUCACGCUGCAAGAGGACUGGAAGUGGACUCUGUUGGGCGGCUGUGGGUGCACGACAGCGGCACCUUCGAUUGUCCCCCCAAACUGUUGAUUUUCAACCUAGCUAACGACCAUCGCGAACUCGAACACACUUAUCCUUUUGACUUUCAAAUUCGCGACAUGGUGGUGGACGAGACGCCGCACGGAUUCUUCGCCUACAUGACGCCUUACUACCACGACAGUCACAUGUUCGUCUUCAGCCUGAAAUCGAAGCAAUCGUGGAAGGUUGACACUCCCAGGGUGGAGGGUUUUUCCAUUGCCCUCUCCCCUAAGGGAGAACCGAGACAGCUCUUCCUCGGCAAUUACAGCUCCGGCGAAGUUGUUUCGUAUUCCGUGGAUGAACUUCGGAACGGAAUUCGAACUGCAAGUCCCACACGGAUUGCUGGAACAUUGAGUUCGUUUCCUAAUAGAAUGGCGGUGGACAAAGCUGGGACCUUGUAUGCAUCCAUUUGGGGCAAAAACUACAUUACUUCUUGGAACAUGUCGCAGCCAUUGCAGGAGCAUCGUUAUUAUCAGGUAAUUAAAUCAUCAUACAGCAAGAAUUGA
This is a messenger RNA of Cloeon dipterum, 948 nucleotides long. Its product is annotated as protein yellow-like. The coding region runs from base 10 to 948 and encodes 312 amino acids. The record is from RefSeq and is a predicted model, not a curated record. The transcript is spliced from 2 exons. NCBI's taxonomy places the organism in Eukaryota, Metazoa, Arthropoda, Insecta, Ephemeroptera, Baetidae.